GAAAGCUGCUGCUGCAGCCGGCUCCUCCUCACCCUCUCCCCCUGCAGUGUGCGCGCUCCUCAGGUAGAGAUGUUUUAAAUCAAUGGGAGGGAGGGGGUAGCGGGUCAGGGGCUGGACGCUUUUGUUCCUCAGAAAAGGGGGCUUGUUCUUAGCAGAUCAGCCUGCCAGCUUUAACCGGGGGUGUGUAGGAUUGACAGUGGAGCGGUGUGGGAUGAACUGAGAGAGGAGCCUGCAAUCCUGCCACAACCCAGCGGAGCAGCAUCUAUCUACAGCCUGCUCUACAGCGAGAGCACACACACCUGAGGGCCGUAGAGCAGCGAGGAUCCGCCGCACAGCCCGGACCAACUGCCCGCAGCUCCCCCCCAAACUUAACCGCGCAGCUCCGCUCCUGCAAGUGCACCCAGCCUGCAGCGCGGAGCCUCUCAUGGACAUUUAUCCUCUGAGGGAUGUGUCCUCUCCGUCAGCACCUCUGACCUAACUGUGGACUUCGGAGUCUCGGGUCUCGAGAGUUUGAUCAGUGACGAAAGGAGCUCUGAGAGGAUCCUGGUGAGAAUAUACUGGAAGAGCUUUUCACCUCCAUCCAUCAUGAGAGCCCUCCCAUCCGGACUGAGCUACCUAUGUCUACACUUAUUUGCAUUGUGCUACUAUGCUCAGGUAACCAAUCAGUCCCCGCCUAAUUUCACGCAGCAUGUAAGCGAGCAGAGCAAAGUGACGGACCGCGUGAGCCGCCGGCUGAUCCGGAUCUACCAGCUGUACAGCCGCACGAGCGGCAAGCACGUGCAGGUCCUGCCCAACAAGAAGAUCAACGCCAUGGCGGAGGAUGGAGACGUACACGGUAAGAGUUCAACUGGAUCACUUUUUAUUUUAAAAAUGUGUUCUUUAAAAAAUAUUUGUAUAGGCUAGUUAAGCAAAAUACGUUUUUUGAAAUAUUCCAAAAAUGCAAAAAGUAUUAUUGUUCUCUUUUACCUCCACUCCACUGAAUAACAUCUCUUUAAUUGUCCUCUCAUCGCGACACUUCAGGCUCAAGGGUUUAUACAUUUCGCCUGUGGACUGCAAUUGUAUAGUACUUAACAAAAACAUUUCUUUGUUAAAAACAAUACUGAUGGGUUUACAGGACUAAUGUGUCGGUUACUUCUACACUUCCUUUUUUUCUAUGUUAUCCAUGUUUGACUUUUACUGUUUUGAUUCACUUUUACUUUUUACUACUGACAUUUCAGUGUCUGUGUGUGUGUGUGUGUGUGUGUGUGUG
Molecule: messenger RNA, 1249 nt
Organism: Gymnodraco acuticeps
Lineage: Eukaryota; Metazoa; Chordata; Actinopteri; Perciformes; Bathydraconidae
Gene: fgf8a
Product: fibroblast growth factor 8a
Exons: 3
Coding region: 586-903 (105 amino acids)
Molecular function (GO): growth factor activity
Source: RefSeq, a predicted model, not a curated record